AUGGGCCCUGAGGAGCUGCUCAGAGAAAGCUCAGCAGACUAAAUCACCAAGGAGUGGCUGCCUGGCCUUUACGUGGUUCCCUGCCUCCCUCCACAGGUGAGCGAAAGCCAGGUGCUAGAUGCCUCUGACUUUGCGUAUCUGGAAAACUUCAGCUCUCCCUAUGACUACAGCGACAACGAGAGUGACUCCUGCUGUGCCUCCGCACCCUGCCCUCAGGACUUCAGCCUGAGUUUCGACAGGGCCUUCCAGCCGGCCCUCUACGGGCUGCUCUUCGUGCUGGGGCUGCUGGGCAAUGGCGCUGUGGCGGCCGUGCUGCUGAGCCAGCGGGCGGCCCGGAGCAGCACCGACACCUUCCUGCUCCACCUGGCCGUGGCUGAUGCGCUGCUGGUGCUGACACUUCCGCUCUGGGCAGUGGACGCUGCUGUCCAAUGGGUCUUCGGCUCGGGCCUCUGCAAAGUGGCAGGUGCCCUCUUCAACAUCAACUUCUACGCAGGGGCCCUCCUGCUGGCCUGCAUCAGCUUUGACCGCUACCUGAGCAUCGUGCAUGCCACCCAGCUCUACCGCCGGGGUCCCCCGGCCCGCGUGACCCUCACCUGUGUGGCUGUCUGGGGGCUCUGUCUGCUCUUUGCCCUCCCGGACUUCAUCUUCCUGUCAGCCCACCGGGAUGGGCGCCUCAACGCCACCCACUGCAACUACAACUUCCCCCAGGCAGGCCGUGCGGCCCUGCGGGUGCUGCAGCUGGUAGCCGGGUUCCUGCUGCCCCUGCUGGUCAUGGCCUACUGCUACGCCCGCAUCCUGGCUGUGCUGCUAGUCUCCCGGGGCCAGCGGCGCCUGCGAGCCAUGCGGCUGGUGGUGGUGGUAGUGGUGGCCUUUGCCCUCUGCUGGACCCCCUACCACCUGGUGGUGCUGGUGGACACCCUCAUGGACCUGGGGGCCUUGGCCCGCAACUGUGGCCUAGAAGGCCAUGUGGAUGUGGCCAAGUCGGUCACCUCAGGCCUGGGCUACAUGCACUGCUGCCUCAAUCCACUGCUCUAUGCCUUUGUGGGCAUCAAGUUCCGAGAGCGGAUGUGGAUGCUGCUCAUGCGCCUGGGCUGCCCCGAGAGGUGGGGGCCCCAGCGACAGUCAGCAUCCACCCGCCGGGAUUCGUCCUGGUCUGAAACCACAGAGGCCUCCUUCUCAGGCUUGUGA
Galeopterus variegatus (Sunda flying lemur) is the source of this 1188-nucleotide messenger RNA. It is a transcript of the gene CXCR3, whose product is annotated as chemokine (C-X-C motif) receptor 3. Lineage: Eukaryota; Metazoa; Chordata; Mammalia; Dermoptera; Cynocephalidae. The record is from RefSeq and is a predicted model, not a curated record. Gene Ontology annotation, molecular function: C-X-C chemokine receptor activity. The transcript is spliced from 2 exons. Gene Ontology annotation, biological process: immune response; regulation of leukocyte migration; G protein-coupled receptor signaling pathway. Gene Ontology annotation, cellular component: membrane.